This is a messenger RNA of Ruditapes philippinarum (Manila clam), 2102 nucleotides long. Its product is annotated as ADP-sugar pyrophosphatase-like. Gene Ontology annotation, cellular component: nucleus. The transcript has 10 exons. Bases 374 to 1012 code for a protein of 212 amino acids. NCBI's taxonomy places the organism in Eukaryota, Metazoa, Mollusca, Bivalvia, Venerida, Veneridae. Gene Ontology annotation, biological process: nucleoside phosphate metabolic process; ribose phosphate metabolic process. Gene Ontology annotation, molecular function: ADP-ribose diphosphatase activity; DNA-binding transcription factor activity. The record is from RefSeq and is a predicted model, not a curated record.
GUGAAAUGUUUGGGGGUGAAGUGUCUUGCUAUCUUUCAGUACAUGCGGUAAUGCAUUUUUUAUGUUUUGGUUCAAAAUAUUCCUUAUAAAAACCUAAUUUAUUUUUCAUGAAAAUGAAAAAAACGUAUUUUUAUUCCAUACUGUACAGUAGAUCUUUAUAUACGUUUACGACAUCAUGCAGAUUUUACGACUUUCAAAUCUGUGUCUUGUAAUUCGUAUAGACUUUCGCCGGUGUUUUUACAAAAUAAACUUUGUAACGCAAGUGUCAUCUAAAACCCAUAUAUUGCUUUAAGAGUUCAUAAUACAACUUUUCAAUUUUCGUACAUCAUAUUAUUAUUUUAUGUUUCCUUCCGUCUGAAACAAAUCUGUGAAAAUGGAGAAAAACGAGAUUGCGCAGCAAUGCAAAUUUGUCAAGGAAGAGGACAUUUCAUGUGGGAAGUGGAUCAAAAUGUGUACAGUAACUUACACUGACCCAUGUGGAAAAGAAAGAGUUUGGGAAGCUGUUAAAAGGACAACAAAAGUAUCUGUUGAUUCACCUGAUGCUGUUGUGGCCAUACCUAUAUUAAAGAAGGUAUUACAUUUUGACUGUGUUGUGUUGAUUAAACAAUACAGACCACCUGUCAAAGCUUAUUGUAUUGAGUUUCCUGCAGGUUUAUUAGAUCCAAAUGAGGAAAUAGAAAAAUGUGCUGAGAGAGAAUUGCUAGAGGAAACUGGUUAUACAGGAAUAGUUAAACACAUUUCACCAGUGACCAGCCUUGAUGCAGGACUUGGAAACACAACUGCUAAACUUAUCACAGUAGAGAUAGAUGGAGAUCUACCUGAGAAUCAGAAUCCAAAAGCUAGACCAGAUGAUGGAGAAUUUAUAGAAGUAUUAAAUGUUCCAAUGGAUGACUUGCUCCAGAAGCUUAAUGACUAUGCAGCUACAGGUGUAGUGAUAGACUCCCGUGUUUACACAUAUGCCAUUUCUCUAGAACAGACUAAGGAAAUGAUGAGAGCGCAGUGUAAUUCCUGAUGUAUACACUAUGCUAGUCUAUUAUAAUGUAAUCAUACUCCUGAAAACAUUAUGUCUUAACCAUUCAACUGUGAACAAUGAAAGAACACACAGUGGUACAUGAAUAUUGUGAGUGUAAAGAAGAUGAAAGAAUUCCUAGAUGGAUACGAGAUAUAUCAUAUUGAUAAUUAAAGAUCCUGUAUGUUGUAAUUCAGGUUGUUGCGGCAUUUAAGUGAAAUUUUAUAUAUGUAUAUCAUUAUGCUUAUAAAACAAUUUUCAAGCAUUAAAUAAUAUGCAAAAUAUGUACUGCAAAUAUUUGUCCACAAUUUAUGUUAUCAUUAAAAUAUAUGCAUUCAUUUUUAUUGAAAAAUUUGACUAAGACUUUAUAGAAAUUUCUAAUUACCUCCCUUUAUUUACAUGAAAUGUUGAAUUCGGUAAUAACUUACAAAUAAUGCUUUUUGGAACUUAACUUAUAAAUAAUGCUUUUUGGAACUUGCAGUAUUGAUAAAUCUCAAUUUGAGCAUCAUAUUUAUGAUAUAUAACCAUAAAAAAAUGUGUUACAGGAUCUUUAAGCUGUUUAGACUUGUUAAUGAUUGAAAAGAAAAUGUGUUGACUGGUGUUGAUUGCAGUUGUAUUAGGCAUUACAAGGGAAGUAAUUUGUUCUGUUGAAUAAACAAUAAUCUUAGACAGAAAGUUCAAAUUGUACAAUUCAUGAAUACAAAAAUGUACAAGUUUAUUGAAAAAUGUUAAACUCUGAUGACUGUUUUUAGAAAAAAAAUCUGAUAUGCUCUGCUUUUAUAUUAAGACUAAUAGUUUUUGUAUGUUAUGUACAUGUAAAUAUUUAUAUAUAUCUUGUAUAUUACAAUAUCUGUUAUUAAAUCAGUAGGGGUACUAACAUAGAAUAUUCAUAGUAUCGUGAGUGUAUGUUUUUACAUUUCAUAAAGGGUUAUCAAAAACUAGAAAUUGGCAAAUUGUUAAAAUUUGAUAUUGCAGGUUACCUGGUACUAAAACCUGGAACACCAGUUAGACAUCUGUAUAUCAGUUUAUGAUUGAAUACUCUUAAAACAGUUACAAAACUGAAGCUAACGAAUAAACAAAUUUUAUUCUUUUA